AUGACUUCUUUUGUUACCGAUCAUGUUUUGGCUGAGAAGAAAUUAAAUAUGCUCUCGAAGACUGAACAUACCAAUCCGAAUACUUUUAGUAAACCCAUCACCGUUAUCAACUCAUCAACACAUUCGAACAGGUUACACUCGGGUUCCGAUGUUCAUUCAACAAAUUCUUCUAAUGACUAUUGUACAUUUCUGACAUCGAGACAACUCGUCGACUUAAUUUCGACGAAUUCGUCAGUGCAUGAAAGAAAAUCUCUACCGGUGAUUAUUGAUUGCCGUUCACAAUUUGAUUACAGUGUUGAACGUAUUAUUUCCUCACAUAAUAUCAAUUGUCGAGCGAAGCUCUUAACAAGAAAACUAUCGUCGAAACCUUUAGAAGAAAUUGAAUCUAAUUUAGCUCUAUCAUUAAAACAUGCCGAUAGUGUUCUUCUUUACGAUCAAUCAAUAGAUGUGCCAAGUGAAGAGAAAAUACGUUCAUCACCGUUGAAUCUCGUUGUUCAAGCGGCGAAGAAAUCCAAUAAAAAAGUUUUUGUUCUUCAAGGUCGUUUUGAUGCAAUUAAAUCUCAGUAUCCGCAAAUAAUUCAAACAGCAGAACAUUUACCGGAAGAUACAUCUGAUGGUUAUGUUCCAUCAACACCAGAUACUUUGGAUAAAGAAAAUUUCACUAUGACACAAAUCGUGCCUCAUAUUUUCGUGGGAAACAUGCUUGAUUCACAAAAUCUCGAUCGUUUAAAUCAAAAUCGCAUCACACAUAUCAUCAAUUGCACACCCGAUUUACCAUGUAAAUGGGAAGGAAAAUAUAAAUACCUUCGCGUAGACGUUCUUGACUUACCGUCUCAAAAUAUUCGAAAACAUUUCGAAGAUGUUUUUCAAUUCAUUGAUAAAGCUUUACAUGAUAAAUCGAGUAAUAUUCUUGUACAUUGUUCUGCUGGAAUUAGUCGAAGUCCAACAUUAGUACUCGCUUAUAUGAUCAAAAAAGAUCGCAUGAAAUUAGACGAUGCAUUUACUGCAAUGCGUCAACUACGGCAAAUAGUUGAUCCGAAUAUCAGCUUUAUGCUUCAAUUACAAGAUUGGGAAAAGAAAUGUUUAUUAGCGACAAGUACGACCGAGUCGAAUGAAGUUCAUUCUCGACCGACAUCGAGCUCAUACUGUGGUUCGACAUCCAAAAGUAAAACACUCGCCGAUUCAGCUAUUAUUGUUCAAUAG
Messenger RNA from Adineta ricciae, 1203 nucleotides. Lineage: Eukaryota; Metazoa; Rotifera; Eurotatoria; Adinetida; Adinetidae. The record is from the annotation of a GenBank genome assembly.